This is a messenger RNA of Larimichthys crocea (large yellow croaker), 2242 nucleotides long. RefSeq names its product small integral membrane protein 29 (gene smim29). NCBI's taxonomy places the organism in Eukaryota, Metazoa, Chordata, Actinopteri, Sciaenidae. The transcript has 5 exons. Bases 343 to 651 code for a protein of 102 amino acids. The record is from RefSeq and is a predicted model, not a curated record.
ACUGCAGCUUAAGUAAGGAUGCGGGGGGACUUAAUUUAUCUUAUUCACGCCGUGAAAACAACUUGUGAGUGACGGUGACAUCUACCGGCGCAGCUAACGAUUUCUCGCUGAUUAGGGAGGGCGGUGAUACCAUGUGGGAGUCACAUGCACCAUGAAGGAUGAGGCAUAAACAACCAGCAGGCAGCUUGAGAAGACAGUGUCUGCCUUAAGGAGAGGAGGGGGGGCAGGUUUGCUGCUUGUAUAUGUAUAUAUAUAUUUAUAUAUGUGUGUAUAUAUAUAUAUAUAAAAAAGGCCAUUUUUGCACAAGCAGCCCCCUGUCUCCACGUUUUCUGAACAUAUGCAAUGAACAGCACCACUCAAACUCCUGCCAUCACAAAUGGGGAUGUGGCAGUGGGCUAUGUGUUGGUACCGUUUCUCCUCAUCACCAUCAUUGGUAUAGCUGCAGCUGUGGUCAUGUAUAUUCGUAAGAAAAGGAGGAUUGACAGACUUCGGCAUCAGCUGUUACCGGUUUACACAUACGAUCCUUCGGAGGAACUUAAUGAAGCUGAACAAGAAAUCUUGUGGAGAGAAGAGGACACGAGGAUUGUACAAGGUUGGGCCAGAAGUUAUCAACAGCGACGCCCACUUCUGACCAAAGACAUGGAUGCAUGAUGGUAGAAAACCAUGGCAUAGAACAUUUUCAGUGUGGAGACAACCAUGAAGUCAUGCAUAAGACUAUCUCCCUUUUGUUUUGUUUGUCUUUGCUACCAUUUGCCGUUAUCUUUGAACACAUCAGCGACAGACAGCGUUUCUCUUUUUCCUGUUUUAUGCACAUGAUUGUUUGUGUGGUUUUAAUGCCAAUCCUGUGUGCCUAACAGACGCAGUACCUUAGACUUAUUUAUUUGAAAUUAUUUAUUCAGACUUAUUACUGUGGUAUCUGAGGGCAUGGUGAGUUAAGAAAGACAGACAGAAUAAAGCUAAAGACACAGGUUCCUGCUGGGUAACUCUAUUGUUUACAUUGACGAUGUUGUUGUGGGCGACACGAGGCGAACAGUUCUUUUCCUGUGGUUUUCAGUAGGCAGUCGUACUGACUAUAAUUUAGAGGCAGUGUUCACAGUGUAGUAAGAGAUAAGUGUUGUGCACUAGUUGAAAAAAAUCAUCGCUCCUGCUGUGCGAUGGUUUGUGAUAAUUGCCUGGAUAGGUUGCUGUGUGGUGGUUGUUUGCAGUGCUUUAAAAACAAAUAUGGCUCCUUCAAUGAAUUGCACUCAACAGUCACAUUUGUUGACAUGAAACACUGUAAUAUGACAUAGCAACAGGAGUUUUAAAUUCAGUUUCGAGACAGAAAUAACUGUUUGGUAAAUUUUAUUUCAGCUUCUUUUCGAGUCAAAUGAAAGAACUCUUUGGUUUUAAUUAACUCAGACUUUAAGUAGCUACCCCACGAUCCGGAUCUUUUUGUGGUUUAGCCAAAUCCUAUGACUCUUAUCAAUGGCAUGAAGUGCCAGAUAUGGAAGCAAAUAAAACCAAGCUCCUCUCAUCCCCAAAAUGAGUCGUGACUAGUGCCGUAAAUAUGUCCUGUCUACAAGGCAUGGCACCAGCACAGAUUUACCUCCGGCUGAAGAGCCUGUUCAGAUGAAUGCCAUAGGUCUGACUGUAUCAAGCACUCAGGAAACUUGCUUUUUUUUUUUUCCUCCCUCUGUGAUGAAUUGUAACCUUUCCUAGACCUCUGCCUUGCAUAUGUGAAUGUAAACUAAACACAUUAGAACUGUUGAAGAAGCGUUCUCACUGGAGAACAUGUCUCGUAGUGGUUGUGAAUAUAAAUGCUUUAGAGAGAUGAAAGCCUAAAGUUGAUGUUAUCAGGUAUGACAUCUUUAGGAAUGAGCUUUUACAUGGAUGUUUUCUGUAGUCCUUUCUGGACCUGAAAAAAUCUUUACCCCAGAACACGUUCCUCGGUGCUCCUCGGUCAUCUUUACAUCUCACUGUUCUUUUUCUAUGCAUUGUCAAGACUUUUUUUUAAUUUUUACAUGAAAGACCAAUAGGGCAGUCACUGUUUAAACUAUACAAAUAUCCAUCAUGAGACAUUGAUUUGCACUGACUAAACUUUUAAUGGAUGGCUCUGAUUUCAGGUUUGUACUUGAAAAGUCAUAGAACUACUGAUAAAUAUAAAUCCGGCAGCACGAUUAUAAAAGCUUCACCUUCACCAGUUUGUUGCUUUGACAAGAGAAUUGAUGCUGAUUUAAACAUUAAACAUGUAAAUAAAGUAAUA